Gossypium arboreum is the source of this 22185-nucleotide messenger RNA. RefSeq lists its product as uncharacterized. The record is from RefSeq and is a predicted model, not a curated record. Lineage: Eukaryota; Viridiplantae; Streptophyta; Magnoliopsida; Malvales; Malvaceae. The transcript is spliced from 43 exons. The coding region runs from base 299 to 21907 and encodes 7202 amino acids.
UUGAUCUUAAACCAAAAGAGCAUAUUUUUACAUUAUUUGCCAUGUGAGUGACCAAUCAGUAGGGCCAAUUCCACAAAUGUGUCCAACUCAGCAUCUAUAUCAGCAAAUACCAAGUUGCAUUUGUCAGCUUACUAUCAACAAUACACUCCUCUUAUUACCAGAUCAAUAUUUAUGCACAUAUAUAUAACAAUCAUCAACCAAUUCAUGGUUAUGAAUAUUUCAGAUCAUAGGGAGUUUUCUUUAGUAUUCUCGAACUCGAACACAAACUCGAAUUCUAUUAUAUCUGCAGGAAAAGUAGAUGGCAACUGAAGCAGCGAUCAUUCAAGAACCUGUUUCCAUAGUGGAAAAAAUUGCAACUGAAUCAGUGAUUAUUCAAGAACCCAUUUCCAUAGUGGAAAAAAUGGCAACUGGAGCAGUGAUCAUUCAAGAACCCAUUUCAAUAGUGAAAACAGCAGAGAGCAAGCACUUGACCUUGGAAGUAGCUGCCGAUAAUAAGGGGAUCGAAACGGCACAUAUCAUCACUGAAGGCAAUACUGGAAUCUCUAAGGGUGAAAGUUUUUUAGUAUCACCUGAGAUUUCCAUGGUUGCCAAUGAGACCAGUGGAAUAUUAGAACACACAGAGGUGGAUGGCACUCCAUUUAAAGAAGAGAAGAUACUAGAGGACAAAGAAAAAACAGUGGUUCGUAUCGAAGAAGAGGACCGAACUCGAGACGGAAUUGAAAAGGGUGACAUGGAUCAUGGCAGUGAAGAACUCGAGAAACAAGCUUCAAUGGAUUCUCAUAAUCCAAUAGUGAACAACUUACCCUCAAUGGUAGCUGAAAGUGAAGAGGUUGCUUGCGUACAUGAACCUGAAGAGAACAAAUGCGUCAAUGGAGAAAAUGAUGCCAGCCAAGAUGAGAAUUUGUUCGAUACUUCUUCCAUCAAGAAAACCAAAGAGCUGCAUUCUCAAGCCUCUGAUAUCAGGAUGGAGAAUAUUGUUGAAGAGUGUACAAGAGAAGAAACUGGACAAUGUGAGAUUGAUGAGAAAACUGACCAAGAUUUCAGCACGUCAAAUGAAUUAUGUAAGGAUGAUGCAAACUCUGAAUCUGAAAAGGUUGCAGUGGACGCAAUACAGGCAGCAGACAAGGAGCUGGCCGUGACGGAGGCAUCAGAUGAAAUGGAAAUAGAUGAGGAAUCCGCAAUUGCAAUGCCUAAAGAAUAUGCUGAAGCAGAACAUGUUUCAACCCCAAAUGAGAAGCCUGCAAAUCCUAUGAAUGCAGUUUACAAAGAUGCAAAUAUUGACAUCUCUGGUGAAACUGCAGAAACAAGCACAAGCAUCGAAGAGGCAACAUCUGUCAAAGACCAUGAAGACAGAUCUGAGGGAGAUGGGAGGGAAACGAUGUCUGUUAAAGAGGUCCAUGAAGAAUCAGAAAUGGAGGCUCCAGGUACUGGAAAAGAAAAUCCGGAAACAAAGAAACAUCCAAUACCUGACAUCUCUGAUUCGUCAAUUACAGAUGAAAUUGCAGAGGAAAACAUGAAGCAAGUUGAAAGCAGCCUAAUGAAGUUGACAGAAGAGGCUACCAACUCGAAGGUCACGGAAAUGGACUCUAUAGAGCAAAGAGCAAAGCGAGAUAAUGAUCCAAGUCCAUUUGAUGAAAAGGAGUCAAAAGAAGAAACACAACAAACCCUCGAAGAGGACCUUGUUCGUGGCUCUUCGUUUGAGCUCAAGGAAUCCAGAAUGGACACUGAAGAAGAAACAUCAGUAAAAGAAGAUGAAGCAGAUGGGGAAAAGAAUGUUGUUGCGGUCAAAGAGAUUGGCCUAGCCACAACUGAACAUGACAUGGUCAGUGUAGAAGGUGCUAACAUUGAUGUGAAUUCAAUGGACUUCUCUGUAACAUGCGAGAAGAACGUGGAGGCUCCCAAACCCCAAGGAGAAGAUGGAAUGCAGGAUAAAAUUCCGAAUGCAGUAAGUGAAGAUAGAAUGGAGAUGACCACUGAGGAUGUUCCCUUGAAAGAAGUAAUAGGAGAUGAAGUUAAGGAACAUUCUACCAUUCCUUCAGAAGAAUACGAAACCACUGAAGAAAGGAAAAUAACAGAUGAAACUUUGGAAAAAGAUAGGGCGUAUAAGCACUUAGAAAAAAUUGCAGUGGACAUGGAAGUUGUACCAGACACAGACAAAAAGCCGGCAGUAACUGGGGCAUUAGAUGAAAUGAAAAGGGAAGAGGAAUCCACUGUUCUGAUGCCUGAAGGAAAACCAGAGGAAGAGAUCCCAAUCCAGCAGAAAAAUGAACCCGAAAAGGAGAUGCCUUCAUGUCCCCUGAAUGUAGUUCAUGAGGAUGUCAAUACUGCCGUCUCUCGUGAAACUACAGAAACAAGCACAAGCAUCAGAGAAAAAACAUCAGUCGAAAACCAUGAAGAAAGAUCCGAGAGAGAAGGGAGGGAAGACUCAUCAACCAAACACCAAAAAAAUGAAGUAAACCAGAAUACCAAAACUAUGGAACUUGAGAUUUCAAAUGACAAUGCUGAUGAUUUACAUGUUACUGAUUCAUCAGUUCAACAAUCAGCUGAAAACGAGUAUGAAAAGCAGUUUGAGUUCUCCGAUGUUCAACCCAAAGAACAAUUCAAUGAUGCAAUGGUUGCAGUCAAGGAGAAGGAAAAAGUUAGUGAAGAUGCCUCUAAAGCAAGUCAAAGCAGUGAUUACACAAUUCCAGAGCACAUAUUCACAGAAACAGCAGCAACAGAUUUAAAAUCUGAAACAAGUGAAAUGGGCAAUGAAAACACAAUGUUUGUAAAAGAGGCAUAUCACUUGAACUCCGGAAAUGGCUCAGAGUGCAGUGAAGCUUUAAACAACAAACACAAGGGGAUACAGCAAGAGCUAAAUGAUCACAUAGAAGAUAACUUGAAGCACGAAGAAACUAAAGAGGUCACUGAAAAGCUGGAACUGGACAACACAGUUGAGAAUGAUGGAAAACAAAUUCUAGAGGAAGACACCAACAAUGAUCAGAUUACACUUAAAGAGGCAUGUGAAGGAUCAGAAACGGAAGCUUUGGGUACAGCAAAAGAAGAAAUAACUCUAAUCGAAGUCAAAGAAGAACUUGUCUGCAGCUCUUCGUUUGAGCCCAAGGAGUCUAAAAUGGAUACUGAAGAAGCAACAGCAGUAAAAGAACAUAUUGAUACUGCUGAUUUGGACUGCACUUCACAAGCAGCGGAAAUGUUACAAACAAACUUAAAGGAAGCUAAAGCCGAAGCAGAAGACGACGAGAAAAAGAAUGAAAUAAAUAAUGUCGUUGAUGGUGAAGAUCAUGGGAAUGGUUUAGGAAGUGCUGACAUUGAUGCAAAAUCAGCAGAAUCGUGCAUGACAGGUGAGAAGGACAGAGAUAUUCCCCAAGAAGAAGAUAGAAUGCAGGAUAAAAUUCUGAAUGCAGGCAGUGAAAAUCAAAUGGAAAUGACAACCGACGAGAUUCUGUUGAAAGAUAUAUUAGGAGAUGAUGUUAAGGAACAUUCUGUUAUGCAUUCAGAAGAAAACGAUGCAACUCUCUUAGAAGUGAGGAAAUUAGUUGAUGAAACUUCUGAAGAAGAUCAAGCUCAACAAAAGCACUCAGAAAAUGUUGUGGUGGAUGUGAAAGUUGUACAGGUGACAGGCGAGGAGCUCGCUAUAACAAAGGGAUCGGAAGAAAUGAGAAAGGACAAAGAAUCCAUUGUUCCAAUGCCUGAAGGAGAAAUUAGUGAAGUAGAAAAUAUUGGUCUCGCACAGAAGAAUCAGGAGGGAAAUUCCAAGAAGGACGAAAUCCUAGAGGAGAGCUUCAAGCAAAAGAAUGAACCCGAAAAGGAGAACCGUGCAUGUCCUUGGAAUGCAGUUUCUGAGGAUGUCAAUACUGCCAUCUGUGCCGAAACUGCAGAAACAAGCACAGGCAUUGAAGAAGCAACACCAGUCAAAGACCAUGACAAGAGAUCCGAGGGACAAACGAGGGAAGACUCACCAACUGACCACCUACAAACUAAAGCAAGUCAGAGUAAUGAAACCGUGGAAGUUGAGAUUUCAAACGAGAAUGCUGAUGAUUUACAUGUUACUGACUCAUUCGUUGGACAACUAAUGGACAAUGAGCACGAAAAGCAGUACAAGUUCUCCGAUGUUGAACCAGUGGAAAAUGAAGCUUUAGAACACAAAGAAGAGAGUAUACAGCAGGAGUCAGAGAACAGAAGUGCACUACCAAAGGAUGCCAAGGAGAACGUAGAAGAUAACUUAAAUCAGGAAGAAACCAAAGAGGUUCAUGAAGGCUCAACAUUCAUUGUGAAGGAAGAAUGUGCUAUCAUCAAUGACUCACUGAAAGCUACAGAAGAAAAUGAAAAUGAAGCCACACCUGAAGUAGAGGUCUGUGAAAAGCUGGAACCAGACAACACAGUUGAGAAUUCCGAAAAACAAAUUCUAGAGGAGGAAGAUAACAAGAAGGAUCAGACAACAUUAAUGGCCGAGACGAUGGAUGAAAAAGCUAAAGAAGAGAAUACUGCAGCAGUGGUUUCGAUAACAGAGGAGUCAAAAGAAGAAAUAGCACCAAUAGAAGUGAAAGAAGAUCAUGUCCCUAGUUCCUCAGUUGAGCUUGGGGAGUCCAAAAACGAUACCAAAGAAGAAAACUCAGCAUCAUAUACAGCAGAAACCGAAGAAACAAAUAUAAAGGAAGCUGACUCUGAACUAGAAAAGGAAAAGAACCAAAAAUUUAAUGUUGUUGUCAUUGAAGAGAACAGCUCAGCAAGAACAGAACAUGAACAGAUUGGUGUAAGCAGUACUGAAAUUGAUGUGAAAUCAGGGGACUCAUACGUAACACAUGAGAAGGACAUGGAGAUUCCCAAAGAAGAAGAUGCAAUGCAGGAUAAAGUUCGCAAUGAAGAAAAUGAAGAUCAAUUGGAGAUGACCACCAAGGAGAUUCCCUUGAAAGAAAUACUAGGAGAUGAAGUGAAAGAAUACGAGGCCACACUCAUUGAAGAAAGGAAAAUAACUGAUGAAACUUCAGAAAAAGAUCAUGAUUUGUGUGAGCACUCAGAAACUCCAGUGCCACAAGUAACGGAUGAGAAAUUAAUUCGAAAUGAAGAUAAUCCGCUAGCAGAUGUCCCUAAAGCUGAGCCUGAAGAUACAGGAAACGAGAGUAGACAUGAAGUCAAGGAACAGUUGGCUGAGGAAUCUAAUCUAGAUGUCACCAAUGUCUCUACUGGUGAAGAACAUAGAGAACUAGAGAAUCAAACCGAUGCUUGCAAAGCAAAAACACUGCCAGCAGAAAAUUCAUCAGAUGUAGGACUAGAAAGGUCGAAAUUUGAAGAUGGAAAGCCGCUGGAUGAAACCAUGGAUUUGGAAGCAACCUUGGGUACUUGCAAGGAUGGCGAAAAGGCUACUGAAGAAGAGAAUUCAGCUAAGAACAUAGAAAAAACUGAAAGCUUGAAAGAAGAUGCUGAAAAAGAAAAAGAAAACCAGAUUCCUGAGAUGGUUACCCUGACUUAUAAUGCAAAGGUGGCAGACUAUAGUUCAGUCUCAACUGAAUGUUUCAUGGAAGCCGAUUCCAAAGAGCAGAUAGUUGCAGAAAACUUGGAGGUCAAAGAACAUUCAACCAAUGAUGGAGAAGCAUCCCACAUCACCAAAGAAUUAGAAGAAAUGGGACAGGCUGAAGAGUCCGGAGAUCCUGUAAGUCUGUGUAGCAAAGAUCGAGAAGCAGAAGAGAAAACCGAGGAGAUUAUUGAUGACUCGAAACCGUGUCAUGAGGAGAGUUGUAUUGAAGCUGUAACAGAAGUAACAGCAGAGACGAGCUUGAACGACACCGACAAGAUUGUAAAUGCAUCAAAUAUCAGCUCAGCCGAGACGACUGUAGGAAAUAUUAAGAGUGAUGCUCAAGAGACAGAAGCAGAGAAUGUGCAGCUUGAAGAGAUAUCCUUGGAAUUGGAUCCUGAUGUCCGAACUAAUGACAAUGAUGAAGUGCAAAAGCAGAACCUAAAUAUGGAAACUGUGGACAAGGAUGAAGCUGAGGUCACUGAAAAGCUAGAACCGGACAACACAGCUGAGAAUGAUGGAAAACAAAUUCUAGAGAAGGAAGACACCUACAAUAAUCAGAUUCCAAUUGAAGAGGUGUGUAAAGGAUCAGAAACUGCAGCUUCAGGUACAGCAAAAGAAGAGAGAACUCCAAUUGAAGUCAAAGAAGAACUUGUCUGUAGCUCUUCAUCUGAGCUCGAGCAGUCCAAGAUGGAUACUGAAGAAGCCGCCACAGUAAAAGAAUAUAUUAGUAAUGCUGAGUUGGACUGCACAUCACAAGCAGCAGAAAUGGAAGAAACAAACUUAAAAGAAGCUAAAGCUGAACCAGAAGAGGAAAAGAAUGAAAUAAAUAAUAUUGUUGAUGGUGAAAAUGAUGAGAUUGGUUUAAAAAGUGCAGACAUUAACGUAAAAUCCGAAGAAUUGUGUGUGACAAGUGAGGACAUCGAGACUCCCCGAGAAGAAGAUACAAUGCAGGAUAAAAUUCCGAAUGCAGGAAGUGAAAAUCAAAUGGAAAUGACCAUUGAGGAGAUUCCAUUGAAAGAGGUAUCAGGAGAUGAUGUUAAGGAAGGUUCGACUAUGCCUUCAGAAGAAAAUGAUGCAGCUCUCAUUGAAGAGAAGAAAAUAGUUGAUGAAACUUCAGAAGAAGAUCAAGCUCUAUACAAACACCCUGAAAAUAUGGUGGACGCAAAAGUUGUACAGGAGACAGAUGAGGAGCUGGCUAUAACAAAGGAAUCAGACGAAAUGAGAAAGGAAGACGAAUCCAUUGUUCCAAUGCCUGAAGUAAAAACUAAUGAAGUAGAAAAUAUCAGUUUCAUACAGAAGAAUCAGGAGGAAAAUUCCCACAAGGACGAAAUCCAGGAGGAGAGCUUCAAGCAAAAGAAUGAACCCGAAGAGGAGAACCAUGCGUGUCCUUUGGAUGCAGUGUCUGAGAAUGUCAAUACUGCCAUCUGUGCCAAAACUGCAGAAACAAGCACAAGCAUCGAAGAAGCAACAUCAGUCAAAGACCAUGACGAGAGAUCUGAGGGAGAAACAAGCGAAGACUCACCAACUGACCACCUACAAACUAAAGCAAGUGACAUUAAUGAAACCGUGGAAGUUGAGAUUUCAAACGAAAAGGCUGAUGAUUUACAUGUUAUGAAUUCAUAUGUUGGACAACUAGUGGACAAUGAGCACGAAAAGCAGUAUGAGCUCCUCAGUGUUCGACCAGUGGAAAAUGAAGCUUUAGAACACAAAGAAGAGAGUAUACUGCAGCAGUCGGAGAACUGCAGUGCACAGAAACAUGAACCAAAGGAUGCCAUGGAGAACUUAAAACAGGAAGAAACCAAAGAGGUUCAUGAAGGUCCAAUGUCGAUUGUGAAGGAAGAAUGUACUAUCAUUGAUGACUCACUGAAAGCUACAGAAGAAAAUGAAAAUGAAGCAUCACCUGAAGUAGAGGUCUGUGAAAAGCUGGAACCAGACAACACAGUAGCGAAUGCUGAAAAACAAUUUCUAGAGGAGGAAGACAACAAGAAGGAUCAGACAACACUAAUGACUGAGACGAAGAAAGAAAAAGCUAAGGAAGAGAAUACUGCAGCAGUGGUGUCAAUAACAGUGACGAGCCACACAAUCAUUGAGGAAACAGUGUCCAUAGAGGAAACAGCAAAGCAAAAUAACGAUUCUAGUCUGUAUGAUAUUGUACAGGAGUCAAAAGAAGAAAUAACACCAAUAGAAGUGAAAGAAGACCAGGCUCGUAGUUCGGAGUUUGAGCUCAAGGAGUCCAAAAACGACACCAAAGAAGAAAUCUCGGCAUCAUAUCCAGCAGAAACAGAAGAAACAGACAUAAAGGAAGCUGAAGCUGAAGCUGAUGCUGAUGCUGAAGCUGAAGAUGAAGCUGAUGCUGAUGCUGAUGCUGAAGCUGAAGCUGAAGCUGAAAGAGAAAAGACAAAGAACAAAAUCUAUAAUGUUGUUGUCAUCAAAGAGAACUGCUCAGCAAGAACUGAACAUGAAGAGAGUGGUGUAUGCAGUGCUGAAAUUGAUGUGAAAUCAGGGGACUCGUACGUAACACACGAGAAGGACAUGGAGAUUCCCGAACAAGAAGAUACAGUGCAGGAUAAAGUUCCAUAUGCAGGAAGCGAAGAUCAAUUGGAGAUGACCACCAAGGAGAUUCCCUUGAAAGAAACAUUAGGAGAUGAAGUGAAGGAAUCUGAGGCAACAUUCUCUGAAGAAAGGAAAAUAACUGACGAAACUUCAGACAAAGAUCAGGAUCAGCGUGAGCACUCAGAAACUCCUAUGCCACAAAUAACGGAUGAGAAAUUAAUACAAAGUGAAGAUAAUCCGCUAGUAGAUGUCCCUAAAGCUGUGUCUAAAGAUACGGGAAACGGAAGUGGACAAGUAGUCGAGGAACAGUUGGCCAAGGAAUCUAAUCUAGAGGUCACCGAUGUCUCUACUGUUGAAGAACAUAGAGAACUCGAGAGUCAAACCAAUGCUUGCGAAGCAAAAGCACUGCCAGUUGAAAAUCCAUCAGAUGUAGGACUGGAUAGAUCAAAAAUUGAAGAUGGAAAGCCAUUGGAUGAAGCUGUGGAUUUGGAAGCAACCUUGGGUACUCACAAGGAUGAUGAGAAGGCUACUGAAGAAGAGAAAUUAGCAAGGAACAUGGAGAAACCGGAAAGCUUGAAGGAAGAUGCUGAAAUAGAAAAAGAAAAUCAGAUUCCUGAGAUGGUUAUCAUGACUUAUAAUGCAAAGGUGGAAGACUACAGUUCUGUCUCAACUGAAUGUUUCAUGGAAGCAGAAUCCAAAGAGCAGAUAGUUGCAGAAAACUUGGAGGUCAAAGAACAUUCAACCAAUGAUGUAGAAUCAUCCCACAUCACCAAAGAAUUAGAAGAAAUGAGUCAGGCUGAAGAGUCUGGAGAUCCUGUAAGUCUGCGUAGCAAAGAUCGAGAAGCAGAAGAGAAAACCGAGGAGAUUAUUGAUGACUCGAAACCGUGUCAUGAGGAGAGUCGUCUUGAAGCUGUACUAGAAGUAACAGCAGAGACGAGCUUGAACGACACCGACAAGAUUGUAAAUGCAUCAAAUAUAAGCUCAGCCGAGACGACUGUAGAAAAUAUUAAGAGUGAUGCUCAAGAGACAGAAGUGGAGAUUGUGCAGCUUGAAGAGAUAUCCUCUGAAUCGGAUCCUGAUGUCCGAACUGAUGAAAAUGAUGAAGUGCAAAAGCAGAAUCUAAAUAUGAAAACUAUGGACAAGGAUGAAGCUGAGGUCGCUGAAAAGCUAGAACCGGACAACACAGUUGAGAAUGAUGGAAAACAAAUUCUAGAGGAGGAAGACACCAACAAUAAUCAGAUUACAAUUGAAGAGGUGUGUAGAGGACCAGAAACUGCAGCUUCAGGUACAGCAGAAAAAGAAAUAACUGUAAUCAAAUUCAAAGAAGAACUUGUCUGCAGCUCUUCAUUUGAGCUCGAGGAGUCCAAAAUGGAUACUGAAGAAGAAACAGGGGUAAACGAACAAAUCAAUACUGCUGAUUUGGACUGCACAUCACAAGCAGCGGAAACGGUAAAAACAAACUUAAAGGAAGCUAAAGCUGAACCAGAAGAAGAGGAAAUGAAUGAAAUAAAUAAUGUUGUUGAUGGUGAAGAUGAAGGGAUUGGUUUAGAAAGUGCAGAAAUUGAGGUAAAAUCAGUAGAAUCAUAUGUGACAAGUGAGAAGGACAUCGAGAUUUCCCGAGAAGAAGAUGGAGUGCAGGAUAAAUUUCCAAACACAGGAAGUGAAAAUCAAAUGGAAAUGACCUCCAAGGAGAUUCUGUUGAAAGAGGUAUUAGGAGAUGAUGUUAAGGAACAUUCUUCUAUGCCUUUGGAAAAAUAUGAUACGACUCUCAUUGAAGAUAGGAAAAUAGCCGAGGACACUUCAGAAGAAGAUCAAGAUCAACACAAGCACUCAGAAAACGUUGCGGUGGAUGUGAGAGUCAUACAGGUGACAGACAAGGAGCUGGCCAUAACAAAGGGAUUGUCUGAAAUGAGACAGGACAAGGAAUCCAUUGUUCCAAUGCCUGAAGUAAAAACUAGUGAAGUAGAAAAUAUUGGUGUCGUACAGAAGAAUCAAGAGGAAAAUUCCCACAAGGACGAAAUCCAGGAGAGCUUCAAGCAAAAGAAUGAACCCAAAAAGGAGAACCAUGUGUGUCCUUUAGAUGCAGUUUCUGAGGAUGUCAAUACUGCCAUCUGUGCCGAAACUGCAGAAACAAACACAAGCAUUGAAGAAGCAACAUCGGUCAAAGACCAUGACAAGAGAUCCGAGGGACAAACGAGGGAAGACUCACCAACUGACCACCUACAAACUAAAGCAAGUCAGAGUAAUGAAACCGUGGAAGUUGAGAUUUCAAACGAGAAUGCUGAUGAUUUACAUGUUACUGUCUCAUUCGGUGGACAACUAAUGGACAAUGAGCACGAAAAGCAGUACAAGUUCUCCGAUGUUGAACCAGUGGAAAAUGAAGCUUUAGAACACAAAGAAGAGAGUAUACUGCAGGAGUCAGAGAACAGAAGUGCACUACCAAAGGAUGCCAUGGAGAAAGUAGAAGAUAACUUAAAUCAGGAAGAAACCAAAGAGGUUUGUGAAGGCCCAACAUUGAUCGUGAAGGAAGAAUGUGCUAUCAUCAAUGACUCACUGAAAGCUACAGAAGAAAAUGAAAAUGAAGCCACACCUGAAGUAGAGGUCUCUGAAAGUCUGGAACCAGACAGCACCGUUGAGAAUACAGAAAAACAAAUUCUAGAUGAGGAAGAUAACAAGAAAGAUCAGACAUCACGAAUGACGGAUACGAUGAAAGAAAAAGCUGAAGAAGAGAAGAAUGCAGCAGUGGUGUCGAUAACAGAGGCGUCAAAAGAAGAAACAACACCAAUAGAAGUGAAAGAAGACCAUGUCUGUAGUUUGUCGCUUGAGCUCAAGGAGUCCAAAAAGGACAUUGAAGAAGAAACCUCGGCAUCAUGUGUAGCAGAAACAGAAGAAAAAAAGGAAACUGAAGCUCAUGCUGAAGUCGAAAAGGGAAAGAACGAAAUAAAUAAUGUUGUUGUCGUCGAAGAGAACAGCUUAGCAAGAAGUGAACAUGAAGAGAGUGGUGCAUGCAGUGCUGAACUUGAUGUGAAAUCAGGGGACUCUCACGUAACACACGAGAAGGACAUGGAGAAAGAAGAAGAUGCAAUGCAGGAUAAAGUUCCAAAUGCGGGAAGUGAAGAUCAAUUGGAGAUGACCACCAAGGAGAUUCCCUUGAAAGAAAUAUUAGGAGAUGAAGUGAAGGAAUAUGAGGCCACACACAUUGAAGAAAGGAAAACAACUGAUGAAACUUCAGAAAAAGAGCAGGGUUCCAGUGAGCACUCAGAAACUCCUGUGCCACAAAUAACGGAUGAAAAAUCAAUUCUAACUGAAGAUAAUCCACUAGUAGAUGUCCCUAAAGCUAAGCCUGAAGAUACAGGAAAUGAGAGUAGACAUGAAGUCGAGGAACAGUUGGCGGAGAAAUCUAAUCUAGAGGUCACCGAUGACUCUAGUGGUGAAGAACAUAGAGAACUAGAGAAUCAAACCGACGCAUGCGAAGCGGAAACACUGCCAGUUGAAAAUUCAUCAGAUGUAGGACUGGAAAGAUCAAAAUUUGAAGAUGGAAAGCCAUUGGAUGGAGCCAUGGAUUUGGAAGCAACCUUGGGUACUAGCAAGGAUGACAAAAAGGCCACAGGAGAAGAGAAUCUUGCUAAGAACAUAGAAAAACCGGAAAGCUUGAAAGAAGAGACUGAAAUGGAAAAAGAAAAUCAGAUUCCUGAGAUGGUUAUCACGAAUUAUAGUGCAAAGGUGGAUGACUACAGUUCAGUCCUAACUGAAUGUGUCACGGAAGUCGAGACCAAAGAGCAGAUAGUCGCAGAAAAUUUGCAGGUUGAAGAAUAUUUAACCAGUGAUGGAGAAGCAUCCCACAUCACCAAAGAAUUUGAGGAAAUGAGACAGGAUGAGGAGUCCAGAGAUCCUGUAAGUCUGCAUAGCGAAGAUCGAGAAGCAGAAGAGAAAACUGAGGAGAUAAUUGAUGACUCAAACAUGUCUUAUAAUGAGAGUCGUAUUGAAGCAGUAACAGAAGUAAGAGAAGAAACGGUUGGCAACCUAACCCAGGACCAUGAGCUUGUAGAGACAAAGAGUGAAGCCUCCAAAACGUCAAAAGCUGAGCUACUGGGGGAAAUAGAUCAUAUGGGUUCCCCUAAAACAGUUUUAGAAGUAAAACUUGAGGAGCAAAUUCAAACUUCUUAUUGCUCAUUGCUUUCUGAGACUGAAGCAAGUCCUGUUGAAAAGAUCGAAGAAGAGAUGCAGAAGGAUGAUGAAAUAAAACAAGAGUGUCGAGGAGAUUCAUCUGAAACAAAGACAAUAGAAGAGGUAUGCUUGUCAAAUGAACAAACAGAACUUAAAGCAGUCUCAGAAGAAGAAACUAUUGCUGAUCAGGCUUCUCUAACUGAUGGACCAGUGGAGCAAAUUCAAACAACAUCUUCAACAUUACCUUCUGAGGAAAGUGAGCAUGGAACCAGAGACAUCAGUGAGGCGAUAGAAUAUGGAAAAACAAAGGGAGAAGUACCCACUAAACCAGAUGUUCUUACAGGAGGUGUAGUAACUGGUGAGCAGACUCUCUCAGGUAAUAAACCAAAGGAGGGCCCAAUAAGCACUCCAUUGGUUUUUGAGGAAGACAAUGAAGAAAAUAUACGCAUAGAAGAAGAGAAAAUAUAUGAAGCAAACAUGAUUCCAGACAAGAUUUCAGAAGAUCUUUCAGUUGCAGAUACAACGACAGAGAUAUGCCUGGAAAAAGAAGAAUUUCUCGAGCUUGAUGAUGGUAAAAAUGAUGACACUGAAAAAGAAGAUGAGAAAACAAACGAAGGGGAGCUCAUAAGAAACGAGAUUCAAGAAGAUGCUAAGGAGGAAAAGACAGCAUUAAAGAUACGCUCACAAACCGAAAGGUCUGUCAAACCAGAAGCUGUUGCAGAAGAUGAAAUGACAGUCAGUGAGACUCUCACUGAGAAGACAUCAGAUGAACAGAUUCAGAAUCCAACCUCUGCACUGCCUUCAAAGGAAGAGGAAUGUGAAAGAACUAUAACAGAUGAGAUGAUAGAAAGUGUGAAAACACAAGAUUAUAAUGAAGAAGAUGCAUCCUUGCAGAAGGACCGGCUUCAAGAGGAUGAAGCUCUUGCAGUAGAUGACAAUGCUUCUUCAGAAGUGAUCCAGACAGAAAAACACAAAGAUCUUCCAAAUCCUGCUGACACAUUGCCAACAGAUCACAUUCAUCUUACAACCUCUAUGCUGCCAUCUGAGGUCCAAGGAGAUGAAAGGAAGGAAACAGAACUGGAAGAAGAUGAGAAUACCGACAAGAUUCCAGAACAAACAAGGGAGAUUGAGGAAGCUUCCGAUUUCAAUAAGGAGAUACAUGAAAAGGCUUCCGAAAAUGAGUUCCUAAAUGAAACAGAGGAUGCUGCAAUCCACAAGAAACUUGUCAAAGCAAGAACUGAGACAGGGGAAAUCAUAUUGAAUGAAGUUUCAACAGAAAAGGUCAUCUUGGAAGCUCAAAAGACCAGUGAAAAUGAGAAUCCAAUAGAAGAUAAAACUGUUGAGGAUCCAGUCCAAGCUUCAGAUGCCAGGAUUGAAACCGCAACAGCAACAGAAGAGACUGUUGAGCUAGCACUAGCAGGUUCUGAAGAAAAGCCCGAAUCUGACUCAGAACCAGUGGCUGAAGACCAAAGCAAGGAACCAAUCCCUGAAGACACCAAGAACCAAGAUGACGAAACCAACACCGAUGCCCAAAAUAAAGAAACUGAAAAUCAAAUAAAAGAGGAACAGAAAGACAAACUUAAGGAUGAAGACAGUGUUAACAAAGACAAAAACACAAAUAAGGCUGAUGGUGGUGAAGAUACUAAAGAACAGGUCAUGGAGGAAGAAAGUAGCACAAAUGAACCUGAAGCCAUGUUGGAAGGUGAAACAAUUAUUAGUGAGGUUAUAUCCAAGGAAUCGGAGGAGCAUGGAGCUGUUAUAGAAGAACAGAAAAUAAAAGCAGAAUCAUUUGAAGAUGAAGAAAGCUCACAAUCAAAGAGCACAAAAGAGCUUCAAGAUGCCUUGGAAGAUAGAGCAGCUGCAGUUCAUAUUGUUCCAGGUGAGACAUCAACAGAUAACCUUCAUUCUACAACCUCUACAUUGCCUUUUGAGGUCAAAGAAAAUGAAACAAUGGAAACAGAACUGAAAGAAGAAGAAAGUACAGAGAAUAUUCAAGAACAAACAAGAGAGAUAGAGGAAGUCUUAAAUUUCAACAAGGAGACAUGUAAAAGGGCUUCUGACAAUGAAUUACUCACUGAAACAGAAGAUGCUGCCAACGAAAAGAAAAUUGUCAUAGCAAGAGAUGAGACAGAGGGUGAAGAACAUCAAUGCAAGAAAACAAUUGAAGGAAAUGAAAUCACGGUGGAUAAAGAUUUGGACAAAGAGGUUAUGGAGAACAAGGAAGUUACUGAAAUAUCUUAUUCAACUUCCCAUUUGGAAGAGAUGAUCAAAGAUGGCUCUGGAGAAGAGCUGAAGGAUAAACUGGUUGAAGACAAGAAACAUGAAGAGCUCAUUGCGGAAACUCAAAAGACCAGUGGAAACGAGAUAAUUGAAAACCAGAUCGAAGAUAAAACUGUUGAGGAUCCAGGCCAAGCUUCAGUUGUCAAGAUUGAAACCACAUCAGUAACAGAAGAGAAUGUAGCAAUAGCAGGUUUUGAAGAAAAAUCAAAAUCUGAAACAGAAGCAGUGGCUGAAGAUCAAAGUAAGGAAACAAUCCCUGAACACACCAAAAGCCUAGAUGAUGAAAUCAGCAUUGGCGUUCAGAAUCAAGAAACUGAAGAACAGAUAAAAGAGGAACUGAAAGACAAACUGGAAGAUGAAGACAGCAUCAGCAGUGAACAAAACACAAACGUAGUUACGAAGGCUGUAAUUUUGUCUGAAGAGGUUGAUAAGGAAGUUGAGAAAGUCGAUGGUAUUAAAGAGAUUAAAGAACAUGUCAUGGAGGAAGAAAGUAGCACAAAUGAACUUCAUCCGGUAUCAAAAGGAGAUGAAGAAACUAAUGAGGUCAAAGACUACAGUGCAGUCUCAACUGAAUGUAUUAAGGUAGCUGCGUCCAAAGAGCAGAUAAAAGCAGAGGUUGAAGAAAAUUCGACCAACGACAAAGAAGGAUCCGGCGUUACGAAAGAAAUAGAAGAAAGGAGACAGGACGAAGAUUCCAGAGACCCAAUAAAGGAGCACGGUGAAGACAGAGAAGAAGAAAAAAUCGAGGAGAUUAUUGAUGACUCAAAAUUUUGUCAUGAAGAGAGUCCUAUUGAAGCUGUGACAGAAGUAAUAGCAGGGACAAGCUUAAACAACACUGAGGUGAAUGAGGAGCUUGAAAAUACAGCAAAUAUCAGUUCAGUCAAAAUGAGUUUAGAAACCCUUGAAAGUGAUUCUAAUCAAGAGACCAAAGAAAUAGAGAAGGUGCAGCUUGAAGAAAGAUCCUCCAACUUGGCACCAGAAGCCCCAACUAACAACAAUGAUGAAGCAGAGAUUACCGAGAGAGAUCUCAAGGCAUUUUACAUGCCCAAAGAUCAGAUUGUUGAAGCCGAGAAUGGCCUAAGUGUGGAAAAGUUGGAAGAAGUAACUGGUGAGCAGAUUCUUGAGACUAAAAUACCAAAGGAGGGGACCACAAGCUUUCCAUUGGUUUCUAAGGAGGAGGAAGAAAAUGUAAGCUCGGUUAAGAAGAUAGAAGAAGAUAAAUUAAGUGAAGCAGACACUUCAGAGAAUAUCUCAGAAGAUUCUUUUAAUGCAAAGGAAGUAGCAGAGACAUGUUCAGAAAAAGAAGCAAUCCAGGAGCUUGACGAUGCCAAGAAAGAUGAAGCUGCCACUGCUCAAUGUCCCCAAGUGGAGGAAUCAAGUGAGCAAUCUUUGCCUUCAGAAUUGACUGUUGAGAACCCAAAGCGUGGAGCUGAGGCCAGUGAAGAAGAGGAAGAAAAGGUGAAGGAAGUGGAAAUUCUCGAAAAGGAAAGACCUCAGGAGCCUGAAGCUGUUAUGGAUCAAGAAACCAUUAUAGUUCAGGCUUCAAUAACAGAGGAAUCACAAAAGAUUGAAGCAAACGAAGAGAAAAGGAAAGAAGCCAAAAAGCUUGACGAUGGGAACCGUGAAGACUCGUCAGCUGGAGAAACAGAAAAGCUAAAUGAGCUUCAAUUAGUUACUAGAGAAGAAAUUGCUUCUGGUCAGUCUUCCUCAGAAUUGACUGAAGAGAACCUAAAGCAUGGAGCUGAGGCCAAUGAAGAAGAGGGGGAAAAGGUGAAGGAAGUGGAACUUCUCGAAAAGGAAGGACCUCAGGAGCCUAAAGCUGUUAUAGAUCAAGAAACCAUUAUUGCUCAGGCUUCCUUAACUGAGGAAUCACAAGAGAUUGAAGCAAACAAAGAAAAAGGGAAAGAAACUGAAAAGCUUCACAAUGGGAACCAUGAAGACUCAUCAGCUGGAGUAACAGAAGAGCUAAAUGAGCGUCAGUUAGUUAAAAAAGAAGAAAUUGCUUCUGAUCAGUCUUCCUCAGACAAGCAACUUUAUAUUUCAGCCACUGCUAUAACUAGUGAAAUGCUAGAGCAUGAAAAAAAGGAGAAAGAAGAUGAGAAAACAAACGAUAGGCAAAUCAUAAAAGAUGGGACUGAAGAAGAUGCUUCAGAUGCAAGGACAACAGCAGAGAUAUGCUCACAAAAGGACAGCUCUGUCAAGCUAGAAGCUUUUGCAGAAGACAAAGCAACUGCUGGUACAGCUGAGAAGAUAGAAAGUGAGAAAAAAGGCGAAGCAGAAUUCUCACAAGAUAAUGGAGAAGAUGUGAUCUUACAGAAGGAACUGCUUCAGGAGGAUGAAGCUCUUGCAGCAGAAAAUAAUACUUCGUUGCAGACUAUUCCAACAGAGAAACCUGAGGAGAAGAUUCUCAAUCCUGAAGAAGAGAAUAUGAAGGAAGAAGAAACGAAAAUUGGAGAAAUUGAUGGAGUAAAGACAGUGGAAGAGAUAAGCACAGAAAAGGAUGAGAUAAAGGAGGCCAAACCUGUGCGGGAAGUUGGAACUGAUCACCUUCAUAUCACAACAUCUGCACUGCCUUCUGAGGUCCAAGGAGAUGAAAUGAAUGACAUGGAAUCGAAAGAUGAGAGUCCCGAGAAGAUUCAAGAAAAACCGGGUGAGGUUGAGGAAGCCUCAAAUUUCAAAGCGAAUACAUGCGAAAAGGCUUUAGACAAUGAAUUACUCACUGAAAUAGAAGAUGCUGCAAUCAAAGAGAAUCUUGUCAAAGCAAGGGAUGGGUCAGGGAGUGAAGUAAACCAGUGUGAGAAAACAAAUGAAGGAAAUGAAAUCCCAAUGAAUGAAGUUUCGAUAGAACAGGUCAAAAAGAACAAGAAAGUUACUGAAACAACUUAUUCAACUUCCUGUUCGGAAGAGCUGAUCAAAGAUGGCUCUGGGGAAGAUGAAGUAAAGGAAAACCCGACUGAAGGCAAGACAUAUGGAGAGCUCGUUCAGGAAGCUCAAAAGACCAGUGAAAUUGAGAUAAUUGAAAACCAGAUUGAAGAUAAAACUUUUGAGGAUCCAAGCCAUGCUUCAGUUUCCAGGAUUGAAACUAUAACAGUAACAGAAGAGAAUGUUGAGCCAGCACUAGCAGGUUUUGAAGAAAAGCCCAAAUCCGACUCGGAACCCGUGGCUGAAGACCAAAGUAAUGAAACAAUCCCUGAAGACACCAAGAGCCAAGAUGAUGAAACCAGUCAAGAAAUCAAGGAACAUAUUACAGAGGAACUGAAAGACAAACUGAAGGAUGAAGACUAUAUUAACAGAGAAGAAAAUGAAAACAAGGUUACCAACGUUGUCGUUUUGUCUGAAAAGGUUGAUAAGGAAGUUGAGAAAGCUGAUGUUAGUGAAGCCAUCAAAGAACAUGUCAUGGAGGAAGAAAGUAGUACAAAUGAACUUCCUCCAGUAUCAAGAGGAGAUGAAGCAAAUAAGGCAAAAGACUACAAUUCAGUCUCAACUGAAUGUAUCAAGGAAGCUGAGUCCAGAGAGCACACAGAAGCAGAACAAACAGAGGUUGAAAGAAAAUCAACCCAUGACAAAGAAGGAUCCCACAUUAUAGAAGAAUUAGAAGAAAGGAGACAGGGUGAAGAGUCCACAGAUCCAGCAAAAGUGUCCAGUGAAGAUAGAGAAGCAGAAGAAAAAGCUGAGAUUAUCGAUGACUUGAAACUCUGCCGUGAAGAGAGUCAUAUUGAAGUUGCGACAGACUUAGCAGCACAGAUGAACUUAAACGAUGCUGUGAAUGAGGAGCUCAUAAAUACAUUGAAUAUCAGCUCAGUCAAGAUGGGUCUAGAAACCAUUAAAGAUGAUGCCAAUCAAGAGACUAAAGAAGUAGAGAUGGGGCAGCUUGAAGAUAUAUCCUCCGACUUGGCACUUGAAGUCCCACUUAAUGACAACAAUGAAGUGGAGGUAAUCAAGAGAGAUGCUGAUGCACUUUACAUGCACAAAGAUCAGGUUGCUGAACCUGAGAAAGGCCCAACGGCAGAACUGGAAGACAAUAAAACUGAAGACAUUGAAGGAGUACCUGAAACAUCAUCUGAUUACAUCUCUCAAAGAGUUGAAACUAUUCUCAUCGAUGAUAUUGGUUCAACCAAUACUCUUCCAGAAGAGAAACCAGAUGAGCAACUUCAAAGUUCUGCUUGCACAUUGCUUUCUGAGGGUGAAAAUAUCAGAAUUGCAAACCCGAUUGAGAAUAUUAAAGAAGAGAUCCAGAAGGAUGCUGAAAUAAAACACGAGAGCCGAGAAGAUUCUUCUGACACAAAGAGAAUAGAAGAGGUACGCUUGCCAAAUGAAGAACAAGGAGAGCUUAAAGCAGUAGAGACAAUUGCUGAUGAGGGUCUUCCUAAUGUGGAACCGGAGGAGAAAAUUCAAACUACAUUUUCAACAUUGGCUUCCAAGGAAAGCGAACAUGGAACUGGAGCCAUAAAUGAGGAGAUAGAAUAUGGCAAAACAAAGGAAGAAAUACCCACAAAGCUAGAUGCUGUUGCAGGAGAUGGAAUAACUGGUGAGCAGACUCUUGAGACUAAUAAACCAGAGGAGAAGACUACGAGCUCUCCAUUAGUUUCGGACAAAGAAGAAAAUGUGAGCAAAGCUGAAAAGAUGGAAGAAGAGAAAAUAAAUGAAGCAGACAUUAGUCCGGACAAGAUUUCAGAAGAUCCUUCUGAUGCAAAGAAAAAAGCUGAGACAUGCUUAGAAAAACAAGAGUUUCAGGAGCUUAAUGAUGCAACAAACGAUGAAACUGCUGCUGCUCAAGCUCUUCAAAUGGAGGAAUCAAAUGAACAAUCUUUGUAUUUAGAAUUCCCUGUUCAGAACCCAAAGCAUGAAGCUGAUGCCAGCAAAGAAGAAGAAAAGGUGAAGGAACCUGAAAUGCUUGAAAAGGAAGGACCUGGUGAGCCUGAAACUAAGGAGACAGAAGAUGAGAAAACAAGCGAAGGGGAAAUCAUAAAAGACAAGACAGAAGAAGAUGCUUCUGAUGCACAGAUUACAGUAGAGAAAAGCUCACACAAGCGAAGUUCCAUUGGGCUAGAAGCUGUCAAAGAAGAUGAAAUGACUGCUGGUACAGCCGGGAAGAUAGAACGUAAGAAAAUGGAGGAAGCAAAAUUCUUACGAAGUGAUACUAGAGAUGAUGUGACCUUGCAAAAGGAACAGCUUAAGGAGGAUGAAGCUCUUGCAGUAGAUGAUAAUGCUACUUCUCAGACUACCGCAACAGAGAAACCCAAGGAGCAAAUUUCAAAUUUGGUUGCCACAUUGCAAUUUGAGGAGUAUAAGCACAAAACUGUUGAUGAAGUUGGCAAUACCGAGGAGGAGGAUAUGAAGGAAAAAGAAACUGAAAAUGGACACAUUGAUGGAGUAAAGAAAGAGGAAAAGUUAAGCCAGGAAAAGGACAAGAUAAAGGAAGCCGAAGCCAUUUUGAGAGGUGAAACUAACCACCAUCAUAUCACAACCUCUGUAUUGCCUUCUGAGGUCCAACGAGAUGAAACAAAUAAAACAGAAUUUAAAGAAGAUGAGGGUCACGAGAAGAUUCCGGAACUAAAAGGAGAGGUUGAAGAAACUUCGAAUUUCAAAAGGGAGAUACAUGAAAAGGCUUUUGACAAUGAACUACUCAACGAAGAAACAAAAGAUGCUGCAAUCAAAGAGAAUAUUGUCAAAGCAAGAGAUGGGACAGACGGUGAAGAAAAUCAGUGUGAGCAAACAAAUGAAGGAAAUGAAAUCAUACUGAAUGAAGUUUCAAAAGAAGAGGUUGCAUCUUAUUCGACUUCCCAUUCAGAAGAGCCGAUCAAAGAUGAGGCAAGAGAAAAUGUGGGUAAGGAUGAACCGAUUGAAGACAAUACAUUUGAAGAGUUCAUUGUGGAAGCUCAAAAGACCAGCGAGAAUGAGAUAAUUGAAAAGCAGAUCAAAAAUGCAGUUGUUGAGGAUCGAGGCCAAGCUUCAGCUGUCAGGAUUGAAACCACAAUAGAAUCAAGCUCCAAAAUAUCCAUUGCAGAAGGCAAUCAAAUACUCAAUGAUAUUCAGCAGACGGAUGAAACAACAAAGACAGCAUCUGAUAAGCAGAUUCCAAGGGAAUUUGAUCAUAUUGAGAACAUGGAGAUAACAAGUUUGGUCGUCAGGAAAUAUGUUCGGAUAGAUUUGCAGGACAGAGUUGAUCCGCAAAAGGCUGAAAUCGGAGAUGUCAAAGAGAUCUAUUCAGGAGGAAGAGAACAUGCUGGAGAAAAAACAGUAAAUAAUUCAAGUGAAGAAAUAAUCAAGGAGUCUGUAUCCAUGGAAGAUUUGACUAAGAUAUCAUCAUCUGACCAUGUCGAAAACUUCACGAAAGGAACUUCACAAUUGACUCGAGACACGAUUGAGAAAGAAGCAAAAGAUGAAACUGAUGCUUCCCGAUUUCUUCUUGUGGACAAACAAGAGAAUAAAUAUCCAGCUCCAGUAGAUGCAGGAGAAGAAAAAGAACAGAUGGAAGUGGAAACUCAAGAUAAAGAUUCCUCAGAUAUGAAGAUUGGAGACAAUAUAUGCUCGGAGCAGGAAGAAAACAAGGAGCUAAAAUCUGUUGUGGAGGAGAAAUCUAUAGUUAUCCAACCUCCACAAACAAAGAUCAAUGAGGACCUGAUUUCUCAUUUUGAAGAUGGCAGCAAAGAAGAUGAACAUACUGGAAACAAAACAAAAAAAACCUUCGAAGUCCCAACAUAUGAAAUUCAAAAUGAAAAGCCCACCUUGGAAACUCCAAAGGAUGCUGCAAGAGACAAUAUCAAGAAAGAGACCGUUGCUAAAGAUGAAACUGUGAAGGAUGACAUGAAAGAAGCCACUAUAGUAGAGGAGAUUCCAGGAGAGAAAGAUCCUAUUGAGUGCAAAAAGACAACAAAUUCAAUUGGCAAGCAACAGUUUCCAACAGAACAGCAGGAUGAAGCUUCUGAAACCUCAGACAAAAUUGUAGUUGGAGAUUUGGAACCUAGAAAUGCUCAAGAGAUAUAUUCAGAAGCAGGACCCGAUAAUGGAAAAGAGAAAAGACCAGAGAAUGAAGGUGCUGAAAAAUCUGAGGAACCUGAAUCAGAGGAUUCAGCUAAGCUAUCAUUGUAUGACCUACUCCAAAGAUCCACAAGAGGAUUACAAGGAGCUAAAAAUGUGAUUGAAGAAAAGGAAAUAGUGGUAAGCAAGGAAGAACCACCAGAGGAAGAAGCCAAAACAGAUGAAGAUGAAGGUGAUGAAAACAGUAAGACAGAACCCGGUAUUAAACCACAUAAAAAAUCUCAUAACAUACUGUCAGGUGUUGGAUCGAAAGUGAAGCAUUCGAUUUCCAAGAUGAAGAAGGCAAUUACUGGUAAAUCAUCUCAUUCAAAAGAAUCGAAACCAAUAUCACCAAAGGAGAGCAAGAAAUGAAGAUUAUCCAAAUCCAAUUGUGUCAAUCAACAAAGAAUCACGUAUGCUUAGGUGGUUUCUAAUAAUGGUUUCUUUUCAGUCAAAUUGUUUUAUGUUCAUGGCAUUGUUUGUUUAAGCUUGGAGUGUUUUUACAGCAUAUUGAGAAAGUGGUGUUUCUAGUUACUUUUUCAUGAAAAUACUGGGAGAGUAAACAGAACUGUAAAACGGGAGUAUUACGAAGUCGCAAUAUUUCUAAGCUUGCUAUAAUCACAUUUAUGCCGAUCAGUUUGUUCAUUGAA